Messenger RNA from Acaulospora colombiana, 471 nucleotides. The record is from the annotation of a GenBank genome assembly. NCBI's taxonomy places the organism in Eukaryota, Fungi, Glomeromycota, Glomeromycetes, Diversisporales, Acaulosporaceae.
GACUUUGAAAGUGCCGGUUUACAUUCAUUUACACAAUAUUGGGGUUUACAGAUUGAAAAUGUUUAUGCCACUUCCGGUUUAAUAAUACAAAUAUUCGUGCACGGGGACUCUCUUCGAAAUCAUCUUGUCGCCAUUGUAGUUCCGGACCCGGAAACUUUUGUUCCAUGGGCGAAUGCGUUAACCGGACAAAACGUUUCAUUAGGCGAUGAGAAGGGAUUGGAAUCUCUUACCAAAAAUGAUCACGUAAAGAGAGCUUUCUUGGAAGAAAUGAACAAAGUUGGGAAGCAUGCCAAACUCAAUGGUUUCGAGUUAGUCAAAGCCAUUCAUCUUACUCACAUCCCAUUUUCUAUCGAUAAUGACUUAUUGACCCCGACUCUAAAAGUUAAGCGCCACGCAGCUAAGGAAUAUUUCCGCGAGGAGAUUGACAAAUUAUACACCGAGGACAAUAAUAAGUUCGCAUCCAAAUUGUGA